Hydatigera taeniaeformis is the source of this 621-nucleotide messenger RNA. The record is from the annotation of a GenBank genome assembly. NCBI's taxonomy places the organism in Eukaryota, Metazoa, Platyhelminthes, Cestoda, Cyclophyllidea, Taeniidae.
GUGGCAUGGCAACCGCAAAUUCGUGUGUAUGCGCCGCCGGGCAAGAGCAGCUUCGGGCAGCACGCGUUGCAGGUGGCAGCGAAAUCUCUGCCCUUCUAUACCAAUCUAUUCGGAACACCUUAUCCUCUCCCCAAGCUCGAUUUAAUAGCCAUCCCCGAUUUCGAUUGCAAUGCGAUGGAGAAUUGGGGAUUGGUCACAUUCCGGGAGACUGCGCUUCUGAUUGAUCCGGAGAACUCGUCUCUGGAGUCGAAGCAGCGCGUGGCCCUCACAGUUGCGCACGAGGUGUCCCAUAUGUGGUUUGGGAACCUCGUGACUAUGUCGUGGUGGAGGGAUCUUUGGCUCAAUGAGGGCUUCGCCACGUGGGCCGAGUACCUAGCUGUGGACCACUGCUUCCCAGACUACGACAUUUGGGUGAGUGCCUUCGUUCAUUGCACCUGACCCGCUUCGUGUCGUUGUGCGCUAACACUGGCACGAAUGGUGGACAACCGCCUCAUUGUUGCCCUUUUCACUGCACAGGUUGAGGUGAACAGUGCUCAGGAAGUGGAGGAGAUAUUUGACGCAGUGUCUUACCAGAAAGGCAGCUGCAUCAUCCACAUGCUCUACAACCACCUGGGUCACAGC